AUGAAACAGUUCAAACUUACAGCUGUUGUUAUUUUCUUGUUCUUUUGGACUGAAUCCCUAACACUGCCCACAAAGUCUCAGGAUGUAGACAAUUUCCAAGUCACUCAGAAAUUUAUAGAGGAUAACGUUGGAUAUCUCACCAUCAUUGCAUUUGCUCAAUAUGUUCAGGAAGCAACCUUAGAAGAAGUGGAAGUGCUUGUAAAAAAGAUGAUAGAAUUCAGAGAUAAAUGUGUGGCUGACAGGACACUUGCAGAAUGUGCAAAAUUAGCUAAUGACAUUUUACAGAAAAGUAUAUGUGCUAUGGAGGGGUUACCACAAAAAUAUAAUUUUUCACACUGCUGCAAUAAGAGUGACUUUGAAAGAAGACUCUGUUUCCUCUAUAACAAGAAAGCUGAUGUAGGAUUUUUACCUCCUCUUCCUACUGUGGAUUUUGAAACAAAAUGCCACGCUUAUCAACAGAAUAGAGAAUUUUUUCUAAACAACUAUAUCUAUGAGUUUGCCAGAAGGAACCCCUUUGUCUUCUCUUCUACACUUCUAACUGUUGCUGCUCAUUUUGAGGAAGUGGCUAAGACAUGUUGUGGAGAAGAAGACAAAGCCAGCUGCUUUGGAACAAGGGCAGCACCUGUCAUACAAAAUUUAAAAGCAUUGUCUUCUUAUCAAAAAAAUGUUUGUGGUGCAUUUAUGAGAUUUGGACCCAAAAUCUUAAACUCUAUAUAUACUGCUGUACUCAGCCAAAAGUUCCCACAGAUUGAGUUUAAAGAAGUUGUUUCUCUCCUAGAAGACAUUUCUUCCCAAUACAAUGGAUGCUGUGAAGGGGAUACUGUUCACUGCAUCCAAGGAAUGAGUAAUGUUAUGAGCCAUAUUUGUACAAAACAAAAUUCCAUCUCCAGCAAAGUCAAAGAGUGCUGUAAAAAGACAAUACCAGAUCGUGGAGAGUGUAUAAUUUACUUAGAUAAAGAUGAGAAGCCAAAGGACUUACCUGUAAGAGAAGCAAAAUUUACUGACAGCAAAGAUGUGUGCCAACACCGAGAUGCUGACCAAGAGAACUUCAUGGCUGAAUUUCUUUAUGAAUACUCAAGGAGACAUCAAGAUCUUUCUAUACCAGAGCUUUUACGGAUUGGUGAAGAGUAUGAAAAUCUCCUGGCAGAUUGCUGCAAAACAGAAAAUCCUCCAGAUUGUUAUGGACAUGCGGAAGAAAAAUUCAAUGAGACAACUGAGAAAAGCCUCAAGAUGGUAAAGCAAGAGUGUGAACGUUUUCAGAAUUUGGGGAAGGAUGACUUGAAAUACCACUACCUUGUUAAAAUCACAAAGAUGGUUCCGCAGCUCUCCACUGAAGAACUGACCUCUCUCAGCAAGGAAAUUGUGGCAGCUUUGGACAUGUGCUGUGUACAGAGUGAACAGUUUGCCUGUGUUGACAAUUUGGUGGAUUUAGUUCUUGGAGAAUUAUGUGGAGUAAACAAAAAUCAGACCAUCAACCCUGCUGUGGACCAGUGUUGCAAAUCAAGCUUUGCCUUCAGAAGGCACUGCUUUGAAGGUUUGAAAGCUGACAAAACAUAUGUGCCUCCGUCAACCUCUCAAGAUUUAUUUACCUUUCAUGAAGACUUGUGUCAGGCUCAAAAUGGAGCACUCCAGAGAAAGAAAGAAAGGUUUCUUGUCGACUUAGUGAAGCUGAAGCUUCAAAGUAAAGAUGAGGAACUACAUUCAUUGCUUACAGAUUUCACCAAUGUGAUGGAACAGUGUUGCAAAACAGACGGGCCUGAAUCCUGCUUCAGUGAAGAGGGUCCAAAAUUGGAAGCCAAAAGCCAGGCUGCUUCAGAAACAAAUUAA
This is a messenger RNA of Orycteropus afer afer, 1827 nucleotides long. Its product is annotated as afamin-like. Gene Ontology annotation, molecular function: zinc ion binding; fatty acid binding; vitamin E binding. The record is from RefSeq and is a predicted model, not a curated record. Bases 1 to 1827 code for a protein of 608 amino acids. Gene Ontology annotation, biological process: vitamin transport; protein transport within extracellular region. NCBI's taxonomy places the organism in Eukaryota, Metazoa, Chordata, Mammalia, Tubulidentata, Orycteropodidae. The transcript is spliced from 14 exons. Gene Ontology annotation, cellular component: blood microparticle; cytoplasm.